GCAUAAUUAUAAUACACCGUUUCAACGUAAACACAGGUCAUCGCGUGGCAGAUUGUUUUGAUAUUAUUUACUGACUGACAAACAAUGAUUAAACGUCUGAAAAAGACACACAACCAUUAAGUAGUAAUUUAUAGAAUGACCGAAUCUGAAUCAACAAAAGAAUCUCAAACCAACGUUAUGGAAUCAGCAUCAGUUUUGAAGUAUAUAAGUCUUGUCUUACUGACAGCCCAGAAUGCCGUGUUUAUCUUGUCUAUGCGAUAUGUACGGACACGUGAAGGAGACAUGUUCUUCACUACAAGUGCCGUGAUCCUGCAGGAAGCUAUCAAAUGUUUUGUCAGCCUUAUCAUUAUUCUGGUACAGGAAGGGUCAGUGAAAGGAUGGCUUCAUCAUUUAAAUGAGAACAUUUUGAAAAAUCCUUUAGAUUGUAUAAAAGUGUCUGUGCCUUCCCUAGUCUAUACUCUACAGAACAACUUGAUUUUUAUUGGCGUUUCUAACCUUGAUGCAGCUGUCUUCCAGGUAGGUUACAAUAGGUUAUUUUUAUUAAAGGAACUCCACUGAGGUCCAAAAUCCUAA
Messenger RNA from Ruditapes philippinarum (Manila clam), 573 nucleotides. Its product is annotated as UDP-galactose translocator-like. The transcript is spliced from 3 exons. Gene Ontology annotation, cellular component: Golgi membrane. Gene Ontology annotation, biological process: pyrimidine nucleotide-sugar transmembrane transport. NCBI's taxonomy places the organism in Eukaryota, Metazoa, Mollusca, Bivalvia, Venerida, Veneridae. The record is from RefSeq and is a predicted model, not a curated record. Gene Ontology annotation, molecular function: UDP-galactose transmembrane transporter activity. Bases 136 to 558 code for a protein of 140 amino acids.